Condylura cristata (star-nosed mole) is the source of this 1958-nucleotide messenger RNA. RefSeq names its product cilia and flagella associated protein 52 (gene CFAP52). NCBI's taxonomy places the organism in Eukaryota, Metazoa, Chordata, Mammalia, Eulipotyphla, Talpidae. Bases 5 to 1867 code for a protein of 620 amino acids. The record is from RefSeq and is a predicted model, not a curated record. Gene Ontology annotation, molecular function: protein binding. Gene Ontology annotation, biological process: cilium assembly. The transcript is spliced from 14 exons.
GGUGAUGGGAGACCAAAUUUCCCCGAAGACCGACGUAGCUGAGCUGGAACUUGAAGCUGUGAUCGGCUUCAAUGGACAUGUGCCAGCAGGCCUGAAAUGUCAUCCUGAUGAGGAGCAUCUGAUUUACCCUCUGGGUUGCACAAUCCUCAUUCAGUCAAUAAAUACCCUAGACCAGAAUUUUCUACAUGGUCACGGCAACAAUGUCUCCUGUGUGGCCAUUUCUGCAAGAGGAACUUACAUUGCCUCGGGACAAGUCACAUUCAUGGGAUUCAAGGCAGAUAUCAUUUUGUGGGAUUAUACGAAAAGGGAGCUGAUUGCUCGACUAUCACUUCACAAGGGCAAAAUUGAGGCUCUGGCCUUUUCACCAAAUGACCUGUACUUGGUAUCACUUGGCGGCCCAGAUGAUGGAAGCGUGGUGGUGUGGAGCAUCGCCAAGAGAGAAGCCAUCUGUGGCAGCCCGGCCGCGGGCCUCAACGUGGGGAACGCCACCACCGUCAUUUUCUCCAAGUGCCGUGAUGAGAUGUUCGUCACUGCUGGAAAUGGGACAAUUCGAGUUUGGGAACUGGAUCUCCCAAAUAGGAAAAUCUGGCCUACUGAGUGUCAAACUGGGCAGAUGAAGCGUAUAGUCAUGAGUAUCACUAUGUCCAAUGAUGACAGCUUUUUCUACCUUGGUACCACGACUGGAGACAUUCUAAAAAUGAACCCUAGGACCAAAUUGCUGGCCGACACUGGACCUAUGAAGGACAAAUAUAGUCUGGGAGUGUCAGCUGUCAAGUCCCUGAAGAUGGGAGGUUUGUUGGUGGGCUCUGGAGCUGGCUUGCUGGUCUUCUGUAAAAGCCCCAGCUAUAAACCUAUCAAGAAGCUCCAGUUACAAGGUGGCAUCACUUCUAUCUCACUUCGAGGGGAAGGACACCAUUUUUUCGUAGGAACUGAAGAAUCACACAUUUAUCGUAUCACCUUCACAGAUUUCAAAGAGACUCUCAUUGCGACUUGUCACUUUGAGGCUGUCCUGGACAUUGUCUUUCCAUUUGGCACUAAUGAGCUGUUUGCCACCUGUGCCAAGAAGGACAUCAGAGUGUGGCACACGCUGUCAAACAGGGAGCUGUUGCGGAUCACUGUGCCCAACAUGACCUGCCAUGGGAUCGAUUUCAUGAGAGAUGGCAAGAGCAUCAUUUCUGCCUGGAACGAUGGUAAAAUCCGAGCCUUUGCCCCAGAGACAGGCCGGUUGCUGUAUGUCAUUAACAACGCCCACAGGAUCGGAGUGACGGCCAUCGCUACCACCAGCGACUGCAAAAGGGUCAUCAGCGGUGGCGGGGAAGGGGAGGUGAGGGUGUGGCAGAUAGGCUGCCAGACCCAGAAGCUGGAGGAGGCCCUGAAGGAGCACAAGUCUUCCGUGUCCUGCAUUAGGGUGAAGAAGAACAACGAGGAGUGUGUCACGGCCAGCACUGAUGGGACGUGCAUCAUCUGGGACCUGGUGCGCCUUAGAAGGAAUCAGAUGAUCCUGGCUAACACCUUAUUCCAGUGUGUUUGUUACCACCCUGAAGAGUUCCAGAUCAUCACCAGUGGGACAGACAGAAAGAUUGCUUACUGGGAAGUCUUUGAUGGGUCAGUAAUCAGAGAGUUGGAAGGUUCCAUGUCUGGAUCAAUAAAUGGUAUGGAUAUCACACAGGAAGGAGUACACUUUGUUACAGGUGGAAAUGACCAUCUGAUCAAAGUAUGGGACUAUAACGAGGGUGAAGUGACUCAUGUUGGGGUGGGACACAGUGGCAAUAUCACACGCAUCCGGAUAAGCCCAGGAAAUCAGUACAUCAUCAGUGUAAGUGCCGACGGAGCCAUUUUGAGAUGGAAAUACCCGUUCCCCUCAUGAAGCCACUGAGACCUCACACGCUUCUCUUGAAGACUGAGCUUAGUUAACAACAAGGCUGGUCUUGAUUUAGUCCAUCUGUUUUUGUUCUUUA